Neltuma alba is the source of this 1233-nucleotide messenger RNA. RefSeq names its product disease resistance-like protein DSC1. Bases 1 to 1233 code for a protein of 410 amino acids. Lineage: Eukaryota; Viridiplantae; Streptophyta; Magnoliopsida; Fabales; Fabaceae. The transcript is spliced from 2 exons. The record is from RefSeq and is a predicted model, not a curated record.
AUGGACUUGCUUGAUUUCUCAAAGGCACAGGAAAUAGAGUGGGAGGGUAUUUGUUUUUGCGAAAGUUUCUGUAACGUUGAUCCACACAUAUUAUCUCUUUCCAUGACUGUUGCCUUGAAUUUAGUCCGCUCCAAAUAUUCAAAGACUCUUCACAGUGAGGGUAAUUUUAGAUCCCUUAGAAACUUUGAUGUCAGUUUCUGCUUUAGCGUGAAGGAAUUUUCAUUGUCAUCAAAGGAAAUAUCAGAUUUGGAUUUGUUAACUUCAAAUUCCAAAAUACUGUACUCAUCCAUUGGGAGUCUCAGUGAGCUACGAAGGAUCAUACUAGGUGGUUCAAGACUAGAGAUUCCUCCCAUAAAUGAGUUAUGUUGCCUGAGAUCUUUUGAAGAGCUUAAUCUUUCUGAUUGCAGACAAAUGAAUCAAAGCCCAAAGCUUCAUGUCCUAUUCGAUGCCUUAUUUGAUUUACAAGAGCUAUUUAUAGCUGGAUGCAGUGACUUCUUUAAAGUCCCUGAUAUUAUUGGCACUUAUUCAUCAUUAAAGUAUUUGGGACUGAAAGGAAGUUGUAUUGAUAGCUUACCUGCUAGCAUUAAAAAUCUUUCUUUGCUUCAAGCAAUUUACCUAAGGAAUUGCAGGAGGCUUCUAUCUAUACCACAACUUCCACCAUCAGUUAUGCAUCUAGAUGCAACUAACUGCACGUCACUAGAGAAUGUAUUCACUAUAACUACAUCUGCACCACAGCAAGAAGAUAUUUUGUCAUAUUUCUUUUCGUUUGUGAAUUGUUUGAAAUUGGAUGAGCAUUCACUUUGCAAUAUAAUGGACAAUGCCUACCUCUCAUUGAAGCGAGCAGUUCUUGACAAUUUAGAAGCAAGUGUUUUUUGUUAUCCGAGUAACAGAGUUCCAAAGGGGUUCAGAUCUAAUCAAAUAAGAGAGGCUUCCAUGUCUAUGCAGCUUUCACCAGCUGUUGAUAAAUAUGGUGAAAAGCUUGAAGGAUCAAGUACAUGUGGUUAUUCCAUUACAGAAUUGUACUGUGAUCACGUUUUUCUGUGGUAUGACCCCCAAUACUGUAUACACAUUGUGGAAGGGGUUAAAUCAAAAUUAGGACAACGUGAGGAUGUCCCAAAGGUCUCAUUUGAAUUCUAUGUUGUUACUUAUGAUGAUGACAAUGGCGAGAGGGUCAACCAUGAGCACUUGAUCAAAGAAUGCAGAGUCCAUCCAAUAUAUGUCUCAGAACAGUAA